This is a messenger RNA of Nerophis ophidion (straightnose pipefish), 7467 nucleotides long. It is a transcript of the gene mtmr3, whose product is annotated as myotubularin related protein 3. Gene Ontology annotation, molecular function: protein phosphatase binding; metal ion binding; phosphatidylinositol-3,5-bisphosphate 3-phosphatase activity. Gene Ontology annotation, biological process: regulation of autophagy; dephosphorylation. The coding region runs from base 308 to 4111 and encodes 1267 amino acids. Lineage: Eukaryota; Metazoa; Chordata; Actinopteri; Syngnathiformes; Syngnathidae. The transcript is spliced from 23 exons. The record is from RefSeq and is a predicted model, not a curated record.
UUUUUUUUUUUGCUAUAAUGGCGACGACGGCCGAGUGCAGGGAAGGGACUCCGUGAAAGCUUGAAGCCUCCCGCUCGGACAUGUCUGGCCGUCCUGCCCGGGUUCAUUCGCCGCCGACCAAGUGCACGGGCCGCGGGUGAUUCUGCGGCCUUUGAACGCCUCGUCCCCUCGCACGGCGGAUUUCCAUGUCUUUCUUGUGAACACCUUAAAGCAGAUCAUCUGGACUACAUAUUGUCCAUCGCUGAUCACCUGUGGCUGGUGCAGGCCAGGCUUCCCAGUUGGGUGACCCACACUCCUUCACAGGGCCAUGGAGGAAGAGGUGCAGAAGAGCUUAGAGUGUAUCCAGGCCAAUCAGAUUUUCCCCAAGAAAUCCCCUGUCCUGGAGGAGGACAACAUGCAGGUGCCCUUUCCUGAGCUGCAUGGGGAGUUUACGGAGUAUGUGGGGAGAGCAGAGGAUGCCAUCAUUGCAAUCUCCAAUUACCGCCUACACAUCAAGUUCAAAGAGUCUGUUGUCAACCUAGUUAAAACGGAAGCUAGCUAUGUUGCCAAAUCAUGGCGGCGUUCUACGGUAGAUCCUCUUUCGCCAAUUCAGAGUUGUUGUUGUGAGGUUUCAGUUCCUAUGCAGCUCAUUGAGAGUGUUGAGUGUCGUGAUAUGUUCCAGCUACACGUCACCUGUAAGGACUGCAAAGUUGUGCGGUGUCAGUUCUCCACCUUUGAGCAAUGUCAGGAGUGGUUGAAGCGCCUCAAUGCAGUUGUGCGCCCUCCCUCUCGCUUGGAGGAUCUCUUCUCCUUUGCCUUCCAUGCCUGGUGCAUGGAUGUGUACGCUGGUGAGAAGGAGCAGCAUGGCGAGCUUUGUAGACCAGGGGAACACGUGACCUCUUGGUUCAAGAAUGAGGUGGAGAGAAUGGGCUUUGACACUCAAAAUGCCUGGAGGAUAUCCGACAUCAACUGCAAGUUUAGGCUUUGCCCCAGCUAUCCCCAGCAGCUUCUGGUACCAGCCUGGAUAACUGACAAGGAGUUGGAAAAUGUGGCAGCCUUCCGCUCCUGGAAGAGGUUUCCUGCAGUAGUUUAUAGGCACCUGAACACAGGGGCCGUGAUCGCCCGCUGCGGCCAGCCAGAGGUCAGUUGGUGGGGUUGGCGGAAUGCUGAUGAUGAGCACCUUGUGCAGUCCAUUGCUAAGGCCUGUGCUGUGGAUAGCACCUCUCUCAAACACCUGUCUAACGGAACCUACACCAAUGGCUCCGACCUGCCGGAUACUGAUUUCGAGUCAUCGAUUACCAACAGCUCAGAGGUGGAGACGUUGGCCAUCCAACCUCAAAAGUUACUGAUACUGGAUGCCAGGUCUUAUGCAGCUGCUGUAGCCAACCGGGCAAAGGGGGGAGGCUGCGAAUGUCCUGAAUACUAUCCCAACUGUGAGGUGGUUUUCAUGGGUAUGGCCAACAUCCAUUCCAUCCGCAAGAGUUUCCAGUCCAUGCGUUUUCUCUGCACGCAGAUGCCUGAUCCAGCCAACUGGCUGUCUGCUCUGGAGAGCACCAAGUGGCUGCAGCAUUUGUCCUUGCUACUGAAGGCGGCCCUGCUGGUGGUCAAUGCUGUGGACAGGGACCACAGGCCCGUUUUGGUGCAUUGCUCCGACGGGUGGGACCGCACUCCUCAAAUUGUUGCUUUGUCGAAGCUACUGCUGGACCCGUACUACCGCACUAUAGAGGGCUUCCAAGUUUUAGUCGAGACAGACUGGUUGGAUUUUGGUCACAAGUUUGCAGAUCGCUGCGGGCAUGGAGAAAACUCUGAGGACGUUAACGAGCGCUGUCCAGUCUUCCUACAGUGGCUGGACUGUGUUCACCAGCUGCAGAGACAGUUUCCAUGCUCCUUUGAAUUUAACGAGGCUUUCCUGGUGAAGCUGGUGCAACACACCUACUCCUGUCUGUUCGGCACUUUCCUAUGUAACAGUGGGAAAGAGAGGGAGGACUGCCACGUUCAAGAAAGGACAUGCUCGGUCUGGUCCCUGUUGAGGCCAGCCAACCGUUCCCUGAGGAACAUGCUGUAUUCCUCACACUCUGAGACUGUUCUCCACCCAGUGUGUCAUGUGCGCAACCUGAUGUUAUGGACCGCCGUCUACCUGCCCAGCUCCUCUCCCACCACCCCUUCAGAUGACUCCUGCGCACCAUACCCUGUGCCCGGCAGCAAUCCGGAAGAAGCGCCCCUGGGCAGAUGUACUAAAACCCGCUCAUUCGAUAACUUGCCCAGUGCUUGUGAGCUGGGAAGCUUGCUGGCCCCAAACCGCCGCUCUAGUGAUCCAAGUCUCAAUGAGAAGUGGCAGGACCACCGGCGCUCUCUGGACCUCAAUAUGGCAGUCGGGCCGGAGGGAGGGGAGGACCAGGAUCAGGAAGUACAGUGUAAUGGAUUGAGCCUUUACCCGAAUGGAGAGGACUCUGAGCUGGAUGACAGCCCACAGCCCCGCAACUCACACGCUGACAUGGCAGAGGGAGCCUGCACGGACUCACCAUCAACCAGAGAAGAGGCAGAGCUGUCUGUGGCAGUAGGUGUGGCUGAGGGCCAGAUGGAGAACAUUCUUCAAGAAGCCACCAAGGAGGAGGCGGGAGCAGAUGCACAGAGAGUUUUAACUGCUCUUAGUGCGCCCUUCAAUAACACAGCAGCCAUGGAGGAGGAGAUGCACCCAAGAACUGCUGAGGAUGAUCAAUGUGCUGAAAUCAACACAACUGACGUACAAAAUGGGCAUGCUAAUGGUUUCCAUCCACAAAAUGGGUUUGUGGAAGCUGAGGAGAACAGUGACUCUCCAGCUGUGCCUGCACAGAUAGUAGAAGAGUUACAAAAUCAGAAAGAGGAAGCAGCUCAAACACUUGAGCAUAUAAAGAAUCAAUCUCUGGACAAUUGUUCUGAACUACAUUACCACGCUAAUGAACAUUUUCAGCCCAGUUCAGACGAGCCAGAGCCGCUUAAAGCUCAUAGAACUCAGAUGGCGAAUGGCCACAGCAGAUCACCUGAGGAGCCUGGUGCAGAUGAGGAGACCAGCUCUGGUUGUGACCUUGACAGAGGUAUGUUAGAGUCCGGGGAACAGGCAGAGAAGAGGGCCUCCCUGAUGGAAAGCUCCACAGAGACUUUGACAGAGGAGAUCUGCAGCAGGUUUGAGCCCCCUGCACCCCCGCCUGUCUGUCCAACCCACCAGGCCUUCAGCAAAGGCCAACAACCUUCGUCUAAGAAAGAGAAAGUGCUGGAGACAGGCGAACACAGCUUUACCAGAACUUUAAACGGGGGCAGCAAGCGACCGCCUGUCAGUGCCUUUCAUUAUGCAAGUGCUGACCUCACUCGGGACGGCCUUUGUAACAGUGACAGUUCUGAUGGGGAACCUUGCGGAGGACCUCAUUGGGUCAAAGGUGAGCGGGCCCCAGUGAGCCGACAGGUGUCCUUGGCAAGGUGCCACUCCCUGAUCCUGCACCACCGGGGCAGCUGUUCACAACACCGCUGGUGCCACGCUCAGCUGGGCCGGGCUGUUGUCAGUCCAGAGCCGCCGUCACGCAGCCACCUGGAUGACGAUGGACUGAUGCUGCACACCGAUGCCAUCCAACAGAGGUUGAGGCAAAUAGAGGCGGGCCACCAGAUGGAAGUGGAGACGCUGAAGAAGCAGGUACAGGAACUAUGGAGUCGUCUGGAAAAUCAGCAGCAAGUCGGUUUCCAUCGCGUCAACGGAGACGCAGGAGAUGAAGUGACAUCAAUGACAGACUCAGAAUACAAUGCGGACCCCAACUGUCUGUCUCGCUGCAGCACAGAGCUCUUCUCAGAAGCAAGCUGGGAGCAGGUGGACAAGCAGGACACUGAGGUCACUCGCUGGUACCCCGAUCAUCUGGCAGCCCAGUGUUAUGGCUGUGAGAGCAGGUUCUGGCUUGCCUCCAGGAAGCAUCACUGCAGUGGCAGGGAGCCUAUCCAGGAGGUCUGGAAUUGCGGUAACGUCUUCUGCGCCAACUGUUGCGACCAGAAGUUGCCGGUGCCAAGCCAGCAGUUGUUCGAGCCCAGCCGCGUGUGCAAGACGUGCUACGGCAGCCUCCUGCUCAGCGUCCCCCCGCUGGAGAAACCCAUCACGGCCAGCUCCAACUGAGCCUCGGAGAGAGGAGGCGGACGCCCGCAGGAAGGAAGUCGCAGCUGACACACGGCUGAAGAAUGCCACCGAAUGUCCCGUGGACUGGCGUGUUUGUGUGUGUGUGUGUGUGUGUGUGUGUGUGAGUGCGCUGCAAAAGUGGACGACGUGUCCCACCAGCGGCAUGUUAGCUUUGCACAGUGGGAUGGCGUAGGAGGAAGUCCCUGCUUGGCCACACGGAUGGCAUGAUGGGCGCUCACAGCCGGGCACUAAAAGGAGCGAGAAUGGACUUCCUGGUGCUUGGGACCAGGAGGCAGAAGGUCGUCUCACCGGUCUCCUCCGGAGGAGGUCAGUCCACUUUUAUCCCAAUUCUGUCUUCUUUUCAGACUUUCAUGUCCAACAUUGGACUUUAAUCUUUAUCAAAAUGGAGAGUUUGGCUGUCAAUCUGUGUGUUGCACAAUCAAAUCAAGACAAAUUUCUAUUCAACACAUUCCUGCUCAUUGCACACAAAUAGAAAGUUGAACAUAAUUCUACUUUUCGAGUCCUCGUGAGACGUCCUCGCUGCCUGCUCCUCGUUCAAUGACCUCCGUUCACACACGCUGGUGGUUUUGUAAAAUAAAGGAAUAAAAUAAUAUAUUCAGAUAUGUCUUAUAGCAUUUAAGUACAAAAUGUAUAGAAACUGAGAAUAGUGGCUCACUAAAUUAGUCACCAAAAAGUUUGUUUUUUAACUUUCUUUUUUUUUUUUGUUGGUCUGAUGUUGAUUGCAGAAUUGAUCUUUAUAAAUAUAUAUACUUAUAAUUUGCAUCCUGUUGAGGACACAGGUGUGUGUGUGUGUGUUUUGUAAAUUACAGCAGCACUUGUUGUCCUGCUGGGACGCGCUAGUCUUUUAUUGCCCAACACCUUUUCAAAUGCAAAUAUUUAUUUUAUUAAGCGGGAGUUUGUUGAAUUUUGGAUUUGGACAAUUCAACUGCCACGUGAUAAUCAGUGUUUCUCACUUGCUUAGGAGCAACAAGCCUAUGCACACACACACACACACACACACACACACACAGAAAAAACAAGUGGUCUGAAACUAGCAUCCAAACUUAAAGCCCCACCCUCCCUUCACCUUUAAACACUACCUCUACUCUACAGACACACACAUAGUGUCGACAGACACACACAUUGUGUCGACAGACACACACAUUGUGUCGACAGACACACACAUUGUGUCGACAGACACACACAUUGGGUCUACUUCUACAGACACACACAUUGUGUCGACAGACACACACAUUGGGUCUACUUCUACAGAAACACACAUUGGUUCCACAGACACACACAUUGUGUCGACAGACGCACACAUUGGGUCUACUUCUACAGACACACACAUUGGUUCUACAGACACACACAUUGUGUCUAGUGCUACAGACACACACAUUGUGUCUAGUGCUACAGACACACACAUUGUGUCUAGUCCUACAGACACACACAUUGUGUCUGCAGACACACAAAUAGUGUAGUUCUACAAACACACACAUUGGGUAUAGUUCUACAUUGUGUCUACAGACACACAAAUUGUGUCUAGUUCUACAGACAAACACAUUGGGUCUACAGACACACACAUUGUGUCUACAGACACACAUUGUGUCUAGUUCUACAGACACACACAUUGUGUCUACAGACACACAAAUUGUCUAGUUCUACAAACACACACAUUGGGUAUAGUUCUACAGACACACAUUGUGUCUACAGACACACAAAUUGUGUCUAGUUCUACAGACACACACAUUGUGUCUACAGACACACAUCGUGUCUAGUUCUACAGACACACACAUUGUGUCUAGUUCUACAGACACACACAUAGUGUCUACAGACACACAAAUUGUCUAGUUCUACAAACACACAUUGGGUAUAGUUCUACAGACACCCAUUGUGUCUACAGACACACACAUUGUGUCUAGUUCUACAGAUACACACAUUGGGUCUACAGACACACAAAUUGUGUCUAGUUCUACAGACACACACAUUGUGUCUACAGACACACAAAUUGUGUCUAGUUCUACAGACACACACAUUGUGGACGCAGACACACACAUUGUGUCUACAGACACACACAUUGUGUCUAGUUCUACAGACACACACAUUGUGGACACAGACACACACAUUGUGUCUACAGACACACACAUUGGGUAUAGUUCUACACAAAUUGUGUCUAGUUCUACAGACACACAAAUUGUGUCUAGUUCUACAGACACACAUAUUGUGUCUAGUUCUACAGAAACACAGAUUGUGGACACAGACACACACAUUGUGUCUAGUUCUACAGACACACAUUGUGUCUACAGACACACACAUUGGGUCUAGUUCUACAGACACACACAUUGUGUCUACAGACACACACAUUGGGUAUAGUUCUACAGACACACACUUUGCGUCUACAGAAACACACAUUGUGUCUACAGACACACACAUUGUGUCUAGUUCUACAGACACACACACAGUGUCUACAGACACACACAUUGUGUCUAGUUCUACAGACACACACACAGUGUCUACAGACACACACAUUGGGUAUAGUUCUACAGACACACACAUUGUGUCUACAGACACACACAUUGUGUCUUAUUCUACAGACACACGUUGUGUAUAGUUCUACAGACCACACAUUGUGUCUAGUUCUACAGACACACACAUUGUCUACAGACACACACAUUGUCUACAGACACACACAUUGUGUCUACAGACACACACAUUGUGUAUAGUUGCUUAGAGAUUCUCACUUUCAGGAAGAUUGCGCCUUUUCUUGUUCAUCUUGACUUGUUGUGUGUGUCGGCAGCAGUGAACCAAGCUGCUGUUUGUUCCGCACCACAAAGUCCACAACAAGUUGAUGCUGUCAUCACUCGUCUUUCAUUUCCAUUCUUUUGAGACUCUCAAGUGAGGAACACUCAGCAGACACUUAAGUGUUUUUGUGCGACUUCACAGCUGAGAUCAAAUGGGCAUCAUCCACACUCCAUCUGACUGUCAUUAAGGUGAACAUCUCUUUAGUCUUCAUGCUCGUCACUGCGGCCAUCACUUGGUGCGCGUGUGUGUGCUCGUGUGUGUGUGUGUGUGUGUGUGUGUGUGUGUGUUUGAGACGAGUGCCAAGUUGUGUUAUUUCAGGUCUCUCAUUCACAUGCUUUUUUUUUUCUCCUGUUGGAUCAGCACUUUUGAAGCCCCUCAUGUAUGUUCAGAGGAAUGUUUAGCUGUACAUAGCCAGUUCCUAUUACGAUAAAAGUGCUCCUUGUUCAUUCAGAAUAUUUUCUUUUGUGGAUUUACUUUGUUGUAGAGUUUUAAAUAGAGAAAUAAACUAGAAAAAGAAGCCAUGUUUUUUGUCCAUUAAAGCUGCACUUUGUAGA